Molecule: messenger RNA, 3309 nt
Organism: Mercurialis annua (annual mercury)
Lineage: Eukaryota; Viridiplantae; Streptophyta; Magnoliopsida; Malpighiales; Euphorbiaceae
Product: putative pentatricopeptide repeat-containing protein At1g74580
Exons: 3
Coding region: 218-2506 (762 amino acids)
Molecular function (GO): protein binding
Source: RefSeq, a predicted model, not a curated record
ACCCCAAGAAUAAAAUUCACUGCAGAGGUAAAAAAACUGCCUUUUCUCUUCAGUCUCCCUCUUUGAUAAACCUCUGUCCAAAACCCUAACGAUCUAUCAACAUUCCAAUUCAUACAGGACAGUUGAGAUUGAACUAGGCUAAAAGAUUGUUACUUUGGUAGUUAAUUCAACUGGGUUUGAUGGGUUUUGAUGUAAAGUAAGUACCUUUACUAGGAUCAUGAAUCCUACUUUGUUACCUAAACAUGUAGCUGCUGUACUGAAGUACCAAAAGGACCCACUAAAAGCACUUUCAGUUUUCAAUUCUGUGAAAAAAGAAGAUUCUUUCAAGCAUACAUUUUUAACUUAUAAAUGUAUGAUCGAAAAACUCGCAUUCCAUGGCGAAUUUGAUGCGAUGGAGCGUGUGAUCACGGAAAUGAGAAUGAAUGUGGAUAAUAGUUUGUUGGAGGGAGUUUACAUUGUAGCUAUGAGAAAUUAUGGGAGAAAAAAGAAAGUUCAAGAAGCUGUUGAUGUGUUUGAAAGGAUGGAUUUUUAUGAUUGUGAGAGGUCGGUUUUGUCUUAUAAUGCGAUUAUGAAUAUACUCGUUGAGUAUGAAUAUUUUGAUCAAGCGCAUAAGGUGUAUUUGAGAAUGAAAGAUCAAGGUAUUGUUCCUGAUGUUUAUACAUUUACGAUUAGGAUCAAGUCGUUUUGUAGGACCAAAAGGCCUAUUGCAGCUUUAAGGCUACUUAACAAUAUGCCAUCUCAGGGAUGUGAACUUAAUGCGGUUGCUUAUUGUACAGUAAUUGGUGGAUUUUAUGAAGAGAAUUAUCAAGUUGAGGGUUAUGAAUUAUUUAAAAAGAUGCUUAGUUUGGGUAUUGUUCCUGAUAUUGCUACAUUUAAUAAGCUUAUACAUAUUCCUUGCAAGAAGGGGCAUGUCCUAGAAGGUGAAAAACUUCUGACCAAAGUUUUGAAAAAUGGCGUAUGCCCAAAUUUGUUUACCUUUAACAUCUUUAUCCAAGGGCUUUGCAGAAAAGGCGCGCUUGAUGGGGCAAUUAAGUUGUUGGAUAGCGUGAGUAAGGAAGGGUUAGCUCCCGAUGUUGUUACGUUUAACACAUUAAUCUGUGGAUUAUGCAAGAACUCCAAGGUUGUAGAAGCUGAGAAUUAUCUGCGUAAAAUGGCAAAUAAAGGGUUAGAGCCCGAUGCCUUUACUUACAACACUAUAAUUGAUGGAUAUUGCAAAAUGGGUAAGAUACAAGAUGCGGAUAGAAUUCUGAAAGAUGCAAUUUUUAAGGGAUUUGUGCCUGAUGAGUUCACUUAUUGCUCCCUAAUUAAUGGUCUAUGCCAGGAUGGUGAUGUAGAGCGCGCCCUAGCUCUCUUUGACGAGGCAUCAGGUAAGGAAUUAAAGCCAAACCUUAUCCUUUAUAACACACUAAUUAAAGGGCUGUGUGGGCAAGGACUUGUUUUGAAAGCAUUGCAGGUGAUGAAUGACAUGUCGAGAAGUAACACUCCCGAUAUAUGGACUUACAAUUUAGUUAUAAAUGGUUUAUGCAAGAUGGGAUGUAUCUCUGAUGCUAAUAACCUAAUGAAUAGUGCUAUUGUCAAGGGGUAUGUUCCAGACAUUUUCACAUUCAAUACAUUGAUUGAUGGAUACUGUAAACAGUUAAAAAUAGAUAAUGCCCUCGAGGUUCUCGAUAGCAUGUGGAGCCAUGGAAUCACUCCUGACGUAAUUACAUAUAAUUCUGUACUUGACGGCCUGUGCAAGGCUGCAAAACCUGAAGAUGUUACAGAAACCUUCAAAAUGAUGCUGGAGAAAGGGUGUGUUCCUAACAUUAUCACGUAUAAUAUACUUUUAGAAAGCCUCUGUAAAGCUCAGAAGGUAAACGAGGCUGUAUACUUGCUGGAAGAAAUACGAAAUAAGGGAUUAUUACCAGACACUGUUAGUUUUGGCACAUUGAUAAGUGGUUUUUGCAACAAUGGGGAUUUGGAUGAAGCCCACAAGCUUUUCAGAAGAAUGGAACUACAAUAUAGGAUUUGUCACACAGUAGCUACCUACAAUAUCAUGAUUAAUGCCUUCUCCGAAAAACUAGACAUGGACAUGUCGGAAAAACUAUAUCGUGAGAUGGAAGACAAAGGUUUUUUCCCUGACAGUUAUACAUACCGUGUCAUGAUUGAUGGCUUCUGCAAAGUAGGAAAUGUUGAUUCCGGAUAUAAUUUUCUCCUGGAAGAAAUAGAGAAAGGGUUCAUUCCUUCACUGUCAACAUUUGGACGAGUAAUAAACUGUCUUUGUGUGCAGAAUAGAGUUUACGAAGCAGUGGGUAUUAUUCAUCUUAUGGUGCGUAAAGGUAUUGUCCCUGAGGCUGUGGAUAACAUCUUUGAUGCUGAUAAGAAGAUGGUUGCAGCACCAAAGAUUGUUGUGGAAGACUUGUUGAAGAAAGGUCAAAUAACAUAUUAUGCAUAUGAACUUCUUUAUGACGGCAUUAGAGAUAAAAAGUUACAAAAGAAGAAAGAUUCCAAGAAGGUUUUAGCAUGACUUAUAAAAGAGCACGCAGAUUACAUUCUUGAUGGACAAGAGGGGACUUUUAUACAUUAGUUAAAUGAAAAUUGAACAUGGACCCCGACUUAUAUGUUUCCAGAACGACGUACUUUGCAGCUCCAAUGGCCUAGACUAAUUUACUGCAGAAAACAAUGAUGAAUCUGGGGAUGAUUAAGCAGUCAACAUAAUUAUACGGAAUGCUUGCCAAGGUGAUAAUCAUGUUGCAGAAGAAGUGCUACUGGUUCAGACUCUAGCAGUUGCAAUUCUGUAAUACUAACAGGACAUUGGUUUAGACAGUUCCAUUGGCCCCGUGCAUGCUCUCCAGGUAUUGACAUGGGAAGUUUUAUGAAUCUAGUCAAGCCACGGGUAAGCUCAAUAAUGACAUGAACUGGCGAGCCAUUCAGAUUAUCGGAGGUAUUUACUUGACCGGCUCUUCGUGACCUAUAAUAUCCUGUGAAAUGACAGUAUAAUCUUGCUUUUAUCUAAAGGAAACAGGUUGAAUUUGCUAAAAGGUCUCCUGGUUUAGAAUCAGGGAAAAGUACAUCACUGGACAAUACUCCAGUCCUUCUUGCAUGUUUGCAGUUUAGUCUGCAGUUGAAGGUCCUAUGCCCUGUAAAUUCUGCUCCCCCAACACCAUGAGGCAAGAGCAAGCAAGAACAGCCAAACCCCCUGUCAGCACAAAAUCAAAGCUAGUUACAGUUGUAUACAUGGUUAUGUUAUUUGAUUGUUAAAAAGAUAAAAUGCAAUAAUGGAUUAUAUGAAGAUCAAACUUUUAAAUUUAAGAAGUUCAACACAUUUCA